Molecule: messenger RNA, 1135 nt
Organism: Striga asiatica
Lineage: Eukaryota; Viridiplantae; Streptophyta; Magnoliopsida; Lamiales; Orobanchaceae
Source: the annotation of a GenBank genome assembly
AUAUAGUCAAUUAAAAAUGAGUAAUAAUUUUCUAUAAGAAAACACACACUAUUUUGAAAGUAAAAAUUAAUUUCUAGCAUAGAUAAGGGGAUACUGAAAAAGAAGGCAGAUAAGGUUGGUUGUUUGUCUCUUAUAUUUUUCCUCUAUCCUCUUAUCUUCUUCCUCCUUCUACCAUUGUUAAAUUGAAGAAAAAAAAGGAAGAUCUUGCUCGUUUGUUUGCUAGCAGUGUCAUUUAUUUCUUUUUCUUUUUUCAGGAAAAAAGGAGGUGACUAAUUGUUGGCAGCCAUGUUUGUAGCUUCAACAGCUCUGAACAUCGGAUCUUUGGGUACCCAGCUGCUAAAUCCCCCCGCCCAAAAUCCCAUCAAACCUUUCUUACACCCACCUGCUAAAAAUCCAAUCUUGAAAUCUUCAAAUCCCUUGACGGAGGAAACUGUCCACCCCUGUCAGAAGAUCAGUGACCGCCGUCGGUUCUUCCCAUCCCACCGACAAGGUGAACAAGAAGAAGAAGCAAGUGGUGGGAGCAAAAAGUCUCAUUUUGUCGUGGCCAAUGCGAAGUUCAUGUUGGAUGAGGAGGAGCAUUUUAAGGAGCUAAUGUUCGAGCCCCUUUGGCUUUUUGGGGAGAGGAACAAGGAGCAAGAUUUCUGGCUCGUGAUCGAACCCAAAUUCUUGAACAAGUUCCCUAAUGUUACCAAGAGGCUCAAGAGGCCAGCAGUUGCUCUUGUUUCACAAACGGCCCUUGGAUUACGUAUGUUCAUGAAGUUGAGACUAGACAGAGUUUUGCAAGAGAGCUUUGAAGCUGAAAAUCUUGAAGAAGCUCUAGUUUCCAAUCCAGCUGAUCUCGAAUUUGAAAAGCUCGAAAAGUGGACAGCUCCUUAUGGACCUUAUCCCAAUUACAAAUACGGGUGGUGGGAGCCUUUUCUCCCGCCGAAAACAUCCAAGGUAUGAAAAAGUGGUCGCCCUUUUUAUUUUUUUGUUUUUUUGUUUUUGGUAAGUGUGGUAAACUAGCUUAUGUUUGUUAGUUUAAGAGCUUCGUAAAAUUCAUCUGUACGGUAAAGCAGUAAGCAGAGAAAAAUUCAUGUCCUGAGACGAUUGAGUUUUGUUCCGUAUUACUGCAAGUAGUUUUGACUACUCAUAU